Synchiropus splendidus (mandarinfish) is the source of this 3357-nucleotide messenger RNA. RefSeq lists its product as uncharacterized. The record is from RefSeq and is a predicted model, not a curated record. Bases 1 to 3357 code for a protein of 1118 amino acids. The transcript has 11 exons. Lineage: Eukaryota; Metazoa; Chordata; Actinopteri; Syngnathiformes; Callionymidae.
AUGGUUUUCUCUGUAGUGGACGCCAGUCAUGGCGUCUGGCAAGUGCAGUUGGAGGAGGAGAGCUCCGAGUUAUGCACGUUUAACACCUUGUAUGGACGUUACCUCUUCCUGCCACUUCCCUUUGGAACAUCGUCAGCUCCUGAAGUGUUCCAGAAGUACAUUGCACAGAGACUGGAGGGUUUGGAAGGAGUGGUGAAGGUAGUGGAUGAUAUCUGGGUGUGGGGAGAAGAUGAAAAACAGCAGGACAUGAGACGGAGAGCGCUGAUGGAGAGGAUCCGAAGCAUCAACCUCAAGUUAAACACAGACAAAUGCAGAUUUAGAAAGAUGGAAAUCACAUAUGUUGGUCACAUUCUGCCUGCAGAGGCAGUGAAACCAGACAAGGAGAAAGUCAGAGCAAUACAAGAAAUGCCUGAACCAGAAGACAAGGCAGGUCUGCUGCGGUUUCUGGGCAUGCUACAGUAUUUGGCAAAGUUUGUCCCAAACCUCUCUGAUGUGAGUGCGCCACUCCGGAAACGUCUGGAAGGACGUUCUUGCCAGGCUCAGAAACCACAGGUCCAGUCCACAUCCUCCAGGGCGCAGGAGCCACUGGCAACUCACGUCACAGUGAAGACAGAGCUGAUGCUUUUGUUUGUUCCUCCAGUGAAGCAGCCGCCGCUGCGUGGGGCGGAGCAAGAGAUGUGCAGGACAGCACUCUUCACCUCUGUGGGCCAAAGCUUCCAUGUUGGUUUGGCCGGGGCUCCUGGGAAGAAAGUCAACCUCAGCGCUUGGUUCCCCUCCAUGACUGUCACAAGAGUGUGGAGCGAGGAGGAGGAGGAGUCGCAGCGUGGCCAGGUCGCCUCUGUAACCUCAGGUGCGGCGCAGGUGAACUCUGAACUGAAGCCUGUUGGCGCUCUGGUCACCACUCCUGGAUUCUCUCCUCUGUGUCAAGUGGACUUUGGACCAAAGUGUGUUUCAGGAUCAGACGGAGCUGAGCUUCACCUGAGGAGAUUCACCUGCAAACAUGGACGACACACGUCUGCGGACCAGAGGAGAGCUGCUCACAGAGAGGAGGGAGACCCCCCCUCUAAAGGAGCUGGGACCAAAGCUCAGAGAUAUGAGCUGCAGCCACAAGCACCUGGACCUGGACCUGGACCUGGACCUGGACCCAGCUGUGUGUCUCUGAAGAGUGAUCGCUCGAUGUGGAGACGGAUUGACUUCAGAGGAGGAGCGGAGUCUUCAGGUCCGAGGAUCCAUCAGGAACCAGAAGAGUCUGGACUCUGCUGUGACUCUCUGAAGAGUCAUGUCUCCAAGGGUCUCGUGAUUGACUUCAAAGCUGAAGAGUCUCCGGAGGAGAGAGAGGACCAUCAGAGCUCAGAGCUUCUCAGUGGUCAGCAACAUCCAGACUCUGCACGGCAGCGACUGGAGGAGAAGUUCCUCAGCUAUGUGAGCAGAGUCUGGAGGCUUCUGAGUCCAGAUGAGCCAGAACCUCCAGAGACUGAGGAAGAGGAGCAGUGGAGGAGCAUCAGGGAAGAAUUCCUGAAGAUCACAGUUCACCUGCUGAGGAACAUGGAGGAGGAGGAUCUGGCCCAGCGUCUGUGGAGCAGAAGUGGUGCUGGAGCGUGUGCAGGGCCACUGAAGAGGAGCCUGCAGAAGAAGUUCCACAGUGUGUCUGAGGGGGUCGCUAGAGCAGGAAACUCUGCCCCUCUGAAUCAGAUCUACACAGAGCUCUACAUCACUGAGGGGGGCACAGAGCAGGUCAACCAGGAGCACGAGGUCCGACAGAUCGAAGCAGCAACCAGGCAGCAGACCAGACCAGGAACUACCAUCAGAGCAGAAGACCUCUUUAAAGCCUCACCUGACACAGAGCCACCAAUCAGGAGCCUGCUGACGAAGGGCGUGGCUGGCAUUGGGAAGACCCUCCUGACACAGAAGCUGACUCUGGACUGGGCUGAAGACAAAGCCCACCACAACUUCCAGCUCCUGUUUCCUUUCACCUUCAGAGAGCUGAACCUGCUGAAAGAGAAGCAGUUGAGUUUGGUGGAACUUGUUCAUCGCUUCUUUCCUGAAACCAAAGACUCAGGACUCAGUAGCUUUGAAGGAGUCCAGGUUCUGUUCAUCUUGGACGGUCUGGACGAGUGUCGACUGCCUCUGGACUUCAACAGUCGGGUCCUGACAGAAGCUACAGAGUCCACCUCAGUAGACGUCCUGCUGACCAACCUCAUCAGGGGGAAGCUGCUUCCCUCAGCUCAGCUCUGGAUCACCACACGACCUGCAGCAGCCAAUCAGAUCCCUCCUGAGUGUGUGGACAUGGUGACCGAGGUCAGAGGGUUCACUGACCUCCAGAAGGAGGAGUACUUCAGGAAGAGGUUCAGACGAAAGAAGCAGACCACCGUCAUGUCUCACAUCAGGAGCUCACGAAGCCUCUACAUCAUGUGUCACAUCCCCAUCUUCUGCUGGAUCACUGCCACAGUUCUGGAGGACAUGUUGAAGAGCAGAGAGACCGGAGAGCUGCCCAAGACCCUGACUGAGAUGUACAUCCACUUCCUGGUGGUUCAGGCCAAAGUCAAGAAGCUCAAGUACCAUGGAGGAGCUGGGACCGACCCAGUUUGGGAUCCUGAGAGCAGGAAGAUGGUGAAGUCUCUGGGAAAACUGGCUUUUGAGCAGCUGCAGAGAGGAAACUUGAUCUUCUAUGAAUCAGACCUCACAGAGUGUGGCAUGGACAUCACAGCUGCUGCACUUUACUCAGGAGUCUUCACACAGAUCUUCAGAGAGGAGAGAGGACUGUACCAGGACAAGGUCUUCUGCUUCAUCCACCUGAGUCUCCAGGAGUUUCUGGCUGCUCUUCAUGUCCACCUGAAGUUCUUCAACUCGGGAGUCAACCUGCUCGACUCACAGAAAACAUCCAAACUGGCAAAAAUCUUUGGACUUCACAUCAAACCAUUCUACCAGACAGCAAUAAAUGAAGCUGUAGAAAGUCCAAAUGGACAUCUGGACCUGUUCCUGCGCUUCCUUCUGGGUCUUUCUCUGCAGACCAGCCAGAGGCUCCUUCCAGGUUUGUUGACACAGACAGGAAGUAGCUCCUGGACCCAUCAGGACACAGCAGAGCUCAUCAAGGAGAAGAUAAGUGAGAAAGUGUCUCCAGAGAGAAUCAUCAAUCUGUUCCACUGUCUGAGUGAAACAGAGAUCCUGAUGGAUGACAACAAGCACGGCGCCUGCCGUGGUGAGCCUCCAUCCUCUCCUCCAAGUUUGAUGUCCUCAUCCACGCUCAGAUGUUCAAACACCAUCCAGCGCCUCAGUUCUUCAUCCUCCCACAACUCGUGUCAGACAGUCAGGGAAGCCUUUGAUGGACAGGAGUCACAGAGCAGCGCUGCUCUGUGA